Molecule: messenger RNA, 407 nt
Organism: Paramuricea clavata
Lineage: Eukaryota; Metazoa; Cnidaria; Anthozoa; Malacalcyonacea; Plexauridae
Source: the annotation of a GenBank genome assembly
GUACUACAGUCAAAAGAAGUGGUGGAGAAAAAGAGAAGCAAAAAGAAAAUGGAUGUGGUAGUGAGGACGAAGUUGGUAGUGAGGACGAAGAUGGUAGUGGGAUUAAAGAUGGCAGUGAGUAUACGCCUAGCAUUAUCGCACCCACCACAUCGACAAAAAGUUCCCAGCAGCUUUUAAGCAAUGAGGACAGCGUCCUAUUCCUAACUGUGUUUGAUGAACUAAUUAACUCAACCAGGCAAAUCACCAAGGCAGUUGUAUAUGAUAAAUUACGUGCUGAACCAAAAUUAUCCCAUCUUGAAAAGCAGUGCGCUUUCCGUCAACUAGCAGACAAAGUCCGCACAGAGAGAAGAAGAAGAGGAAGAAUUAUAGCAAGAGGAAAUGAUAAAAGAAAGAGAGCUAGAAAAUAG